GAAGUAUUUUAUAAGUGAACGAACAAAAAGGAAAUCGAAUAAAACAAAUAAAACACAUUAAAAAACAAAAGAUGGAUGCUGUUGAUCGCUACGACAUGGAUAUUGAAGCUGAAGAGGACAUUGAAGAGGAUGCGGACACCAAACCUGCAUCCGGAGGUGGCGAUAUGAAAAGGAGACAUCGUUUAAAUUCCAUUUGGCGUUUCCAUCCGUUUCAUGGCGCCAAUGUUGUGUUGCUCGAGAACUCCUCGGUAGCUUUGAGACACAAAAGCUUUGCGGAUGCGCUCCUGUUUUCGGAGCAGCCUCUAACACCCGGUGAUAUAUUUCUCGUUGAGAUCGAACAAAUUGAGAGCGAGUGGUCUGGGCACAUGCGCAUGGGCCUAACACUAUUGGUACCUGAUACUAUGAGUGGCAACGAGGACCUGCCACGUUUCUCCUUGCCGGAAAUGUCAAAUUAUGGCAACACCUGGAUAUUUCCAUUAUCUAAGUAUGCACAGGAUCAUCCCAGUAUUUAUCAAGCGCUGCCAUAUCGUAAUCUUUUGGGGGAAUCGACACAUGUGCGCACGCCCCGUGGCUUGCUGCCAAAAAAAUUACUCUAUCCGACAGUGAACAACGAGGGCUCUAACAUGCCAUUAGGUGCUAUAGGUUGCCGGAUCGGAAUGAUUUACGCGCCGACCGAAAACAAUCCGCUAAAUGCUGAACUACACUUUAUCAUAAAUGGUGUGGAUAAAGGGCCGGCCGCGAAAAACAUUCCAUUACAAGCAGCUCCUUUGUACAUCGUUAUUGACUUAUAUGGCGCAACAAAAAAAAUUCGCAUCAUACAGCUAGAUGGUCUUCAAUCGUUGCAAGGCAUUUGCCGCAACGUCAUACACGAGAACUUUACCGCUGACGAGGUUAUGGAUUGGUCGAUUCCUAUCACCAUUAAACGUUAUUUGUUACCGAAUUGUUAAUAGUUGAAGAUUUGACACGAUUACCAUUCAAAGGGGUGGAGUGGUGAACAAUUGGGGAAGCAUGAAAGCGAGUGUCGAUGAACUUUUAACACACUCCGAUAGCUAUUACGGCCAAAGACACACAGUUCAAUUGUUAUAUUAAAUUUUGCGUUCUAUUUCAUUAUUCGUUACAAUUUUAACACGAUCCAUAUAAUCAUUCCAAUCUUGUUUAAAUUA
Molecule: messenger RNA, 1163 nt
Organism: Scaptodrosophila lebanonensis
Lineage: Eukaryota; Metazoa; Arthropoda; Insecta; Diptera; Drosophilidae
Product: neuralized-like protein 2
Exons: 3
Coding region: 72-947 (291 amino acids)
Molecular function (GO): ubiquitin protein ligase activity
Source: RefSeq, a predicted model, not a curated record